UCAUACAGGUUUGGAACAACAUAAGGGUGAAUAAAUGAUCAUAAUUUUCACUUUUUGGGUGAACUAACCCUUUAAUGGGCAGGGCUGCGAGGAAAACUUUGGCUCCACCUACAAUGACAAUGAGGUUUAAUUUAUUUAAAAACUGCAUAGGAAGAUACAACACUAGAGGAGGUCGGUGAAAUCUCAAGGAUGAAGAAUCUCAUCAUUUUUGUCGGCCUAUUAAGCAUCACCCUUGGCUUCUCAGUGGGUUCACCUUUACAUAAGAGAGAAAGACGCAGACGUCAGCUGGGUUUUGGUUAUGGACAUGGACCGGUUUAUCCUUUCUAUGAUCCCUUCCUUCAUCCUGACCGCCACAAUGACUUCACUCCUGAAAUUUACAUCCGCGAUCACGCCAGACCUUCCGUGCCCAAGCCAGUGACCAUUAAGCCGCAACGUCCUACAACAUCAGUGGUGCAGCCGGUGACGUUUGGUGACCUCUGUCCUCCUGCUAGAGGUGAUGAUUUAAACAUCGACCAACUACCAGUGUUCUUCUAUGCUGACCCCAAGGAGUGGAGCUCGAUGGGUGCCGACAGACCUCUUUCCCCUGGUCAGUCUGGUUCCAACAAUCUUCAGCCAGCUUUCAUCAUUGUCCCUGGUGUCUUUCUUCCUACAUCCGAGGACAGCCGAGUAACGCAAAAUACCAAUGGGCUAAAAGCACCGGACCCCCUGAGCAUCACUCAAUCUAACAUAAAACAGAAAGACUGUUAAAGGCGUUGGCGUUUGGCAAAUCUCGCAAUGAAAAGACAAUAUAUUCACUUUCAUGACCUUUUGAGGCACAUUCACACCAAGGACGAUGACUAUAAAGUUUUAACAAUCGCUCUAAUCCUAUUAGUAUAGCGAAAUCCACACUGCAGCUAUAACAAUAGCGAAAUCAAUGAACGAUAUUGUUGGAAUCACUUUCAUAAACAAUGUUAUGGUUCAUUGGCGUGGAAGCAAAUUUAUGAAAACAUUUAUGAACAGGUCUUUAUGAAUACAUUUGUUUCGCUGAAAUUGGCAAACUUUUUUUCUUACAUAAUCAUAUAUUUAACUGCGUUGGAAAAUUUACCAAACUAGGUUAUCUGUAGAUGAAAUUUCCUCACCCUCAUGUCUUUCCAACCUAAUUUUGAAGAAUCUGUGUUGCUUUUUUUCAUAAAAUGAAUUCAUAUAGUGACCAAGUUUAACAAAUGACAAAAAAAACUUAUACAUUUAAUUAUACAUUUCCAACCUAUUUUGGGUUCAUUUUAAGCCAGCCAUGUAGUCAUUUUUUAAUCAAUAGUUGGGUUAAAUAAAACUACCCAGCAGGUUGGGCAAACAUUUAACCCAACCGCUGGGUUUGUCCAUUUUCAACCCAACUUGGGUUGUUUUUAACCCAGCAUUUUUUAGAGUGUAUGUAUUUUCACCUGGCGGUAAAUAGACGCUCGUGAACAUUCGUCCGUGGAGAUAACCAGCAUUUUGCUUCUGAAAACCGAACCAUAACUACUGUAAUUAUCACUUUAUUGGUCAUUUACAUAUAAUAUCACUAAAAACUUGGCGUUUUAAGAAGAUUUUAAGUCUUUGGACAUUUGGCCGGGGCGCAAAAAGGAACAUUUGGGUUGCGUGGGAUGAACCUCAACAUCACGCGCAACCCAAAUGAUCUAAAAUCUUUUCAAAACGCCAGGUUUUUAGUACUGAGUAUUAACUACAUGUACUUACUAUAGGGUUAGGAUUAGGGUUUGGUUUAGGGUUAGUUGAAAUGUAAUUAUGCAUAUAUUAUAGUUAUUACUAUAUUAUUACUACAUGUAAUGUGCAACAAUGACACUGUAAAAGAGUUACCAAAAACACCAUUAAGUAGUUUUAUAUAAUAUUAUAUUGCAUAUCCCAAUUCUUCAAUUGAAGCCAUUUUCUUUGACAAACAGACUGAAAUGUAUUCACUUUAAUGUUAUUUCAAACCUGUUUGAACCUCUUUCUUCUGCAGAACACAAAAGAAGAUAUAAUGGAGUCCGAUGUUGUAGAUCUUUUUUGUUCCACAGCGGAAAAUCCUACAGGUUUGGAACGACAUGAGGCUGAUAAAAUGGUGACACAAUAUUCAUUUUUGGGAUAACUAUCCCUUUAAAUAUUUACAGUCUUUUGUUUGUGGUUUUAAUCCACAGUUUGUACUUUGUGUUGAUUAAAAAUAAAGUUUUGACACUGUU
Molecule: messenger RNA, 2189 nt
Organism: Megalobrama amblycephala (Wuchang bream)
Lineage: Eukaryota; Metazoa; Chordata; Actinopteri; Cypriniformes; Xenocyprididae
Exons: 3
Coding region: 190-747 (185 amino acids)
Source: RefSeq, a predicted model, not a curated record